Messenger RNA from Laccaria bicolor S238N-H82, 1725 nucleotides. RefSeq lists its product as uncharacterized. Gene Ontology annotation, molecular function: mannokinase activity; ATP binding; fructokinase activity. The transcript is spliced from 11 exons. The coding region runs from base 67 to 1608 and encodes 513 amino acids. The record is from RefSeq and is a predicted model, not a curated record. NCBI's taxonomy places the organism in Eukaryota, Fungi, Basidiomycota, Agaricomycetes, Agaricales, Hydnangiaceae. Gene Ontology annotation, biological process: glucose 6-phosphate metabolic process; intracellular glucose homeostasis; glycolytic process. Gene Ontology annotation, cellular component: cytosol; mitochondrion.
CAGUGUUCUCUCACCUGGGUACAUGAUAUAAGGAUUACCUGAACUCUACCUCAACAAUCCCUCCCCAUGGCCCCCAUAUCUAUUCCCCAAGAUUCUAACGCUCAGGGCGUUGUUGACCAGAUUGAACGCCAGUUCACUCUGUCUCCCGAAACGCUCAUUGACCUUACCAAGGCCUUCCUCAAUGAGUUCGAACUCGGACUAGGCAGCUAUGGUCAUCCGAUGGCAAUGAUUCCCACAUUCGUCACUGGCGUUCCCGAUGGCACAGAAACCGGCACUUUCCUGGCACUUGACCUUGGAGGUACCAACAUGCGCGUCUGCGAAGUCGUUCUAAACGGCGACAAGACUUUCAACCUGAUCCAACAAAAAUUCAAAGUUAGCGAAGCACUCAAGUCUGGGGAAGCAACAGCCUUGUUCGAUUAUCUUGCUGAUUCCGUACAUACGUUUUUGAUCACUCACGCGACUACCAAGUACGCGUCCCCUCACAGUGUCGAUGCUGGCGCAGCCCCUACCGGCGACAUCGUCCAUCUAGGGUUGACUUUUUCAUUCCCUGUUGAGCAGACCGCCCUCGGUGCUGGCAAGAUCCUCACGUGGACCAAGGGAUUCUCUGCGACUGGCGCUAUUGGAAACGACGUCGUCAAGCUUUUGCAAGACGCCUUUGACAGAAAGAGUAUGCACGUUAAAUGCGUCGCCCUUGUGAACGACACUGUAGGAACUCUCCUGUCUCGUUCGUACAUUGCAGGUGGCUCUAUCGUUGGUGCUAUUUUUGGCACCGGUACAAACGGUGCAUACAUCGAAGAAGUUGCAAAAAUACGAAAAUUGGCCAACACGCCUAUUGCUGAGAAGGGUGGAUAUAUGGUCGUGAACACCGAAUGGGGCGCGUUUAACAAUUCGCGCUCUCAUCUUCCUUUUACAUCUUUCGAUAAUGCUGUGGAUAGACUCAGCAUCAAUCCCGGCUUCCAAGCAUUCGAGAAGUUCAUCUCCGGAAUGUAUCUUGGUGAGAUCGCGCGGCAAGUCCUUGGAUCCUUGGUCGACGCUGUGCCACCAAUUCUCUUUGGCGGAAAAGGAACACCUGUUCUUAACGCACAUUACGGCCUUGAUACUAGCUUUAUGAGUAACAUUGAGACGGCGUGGGACGACAACGACCACCACACAAUUCCUUCUUUAGAUGCCUUUGACCAAGAACAACUGCACCCCCAUGUUAGGGCCAAGCUAGACCGUAUCCGACAGGUGAUUGUCGAAGAUCUGGCCUUUCAGAGCGAGAAAGUGACGCUGAAAGACGCCGCAAUUGUCCGUACGAUCUGCUAUAUCGUGGCUCGACGCGCCGCAACACUCAGCGGAGUGGCACUUGCCACUGUUCUGGUACAGACGGAUUACGCCAGUCUUCCCGGCCAGGCUAAAUCUCUCAAGAAUGAGAAAGAGACGAUCAAUGUCGGUGUGGACGGGAGCUUGAUUGAAAAGUACCCCGAGUUUGAAAAGGAUCUUCGAGAGUCACUGCGAGUGGUUGUCGGGGAAGAUGUCGAGAAGAGGGUCGACAUUGGACUGGCAAAGGAUGGGAGUGGAGUGGGUGCUGCUCUCUGCGCCCUCCAAGCCUUGAAGCAAAUCCAUUAGCAGGCCGGGUUUUAAGUUUUGGAAAAGUGAAGUAAUUAUAGAAGUGUACAGGAGCAAUGUAUCGAUGCCUGUACUGAUUUUAUAUCAUCCAGCCGAUAUUUUCUGGAUGAUUCACCU